GCAGUUCCCAACUUAUAAUUAAACGAGCGUGAGGCAUUUUCCUACACAUUAUAAUAUUAUUGGUAAUUUAAGAAAAAACUCUGCGAUAUAAUUGUGAUUGGAAUAUUUAAUAAUUAGCUGUUAGACUUUCCGCGUUUGUAGAUGAAAACGAUCCGAUGCGAGAUGACGCUCUGCAUGCCCGAUUCAGAACUUCUGGCGUUGUUCAGGGAAGAAUUCAACGAAGAUUUAGAAACCAGAGAAAAAUAUUUGGAGCAUAUGAAAGAUUGGCUAAGACAACAACCACAUUUGCCUAAGGAAUGGGGCGAUGUUCCCCUGUUGAACUUCCUGAGGUGUUGCAAUUUUUCCCUCGAGAAGACGAAGAUGAAAAUCGACAAGUAUUUCACUGUUAAGGCGGCUUUACCGGAAUUUUUUAAGGAUUGGGACAUAAAGAGACCUGAGUUGGUGGCUGUAACUGAGGCAGGACAAGCCUGCGCCCUGCCAAAUCUGACGCCAGAGGGCAGGAGGGUGAUGGUCCUGAGAGGCUACACCAAAAACAUGAAAACCCCCAACGUGGUCCAUUUCAUCAGGAUAGCUCUGAUGUUCGGCGACAUAAGGAUAAACGAGGAACUACACGGCGUCACAGGAGACGUCGUCAUCUUCGACGCCAGCGUUUUGACGGCCGGCCAUUUUUCCAGAGCCGCCAACCCGGUCCUGCUCAAGAAAUUCCUGCUCUGCGUCAGGGCAUUACCUGUCAGAGUUAAGGAAAUCCACGUGGUCAACGCUGUAUCCUUGGUGGAUGUUGUCGUAAAUUGGAUAAUGAUGUUCGUCAAGGAGAAAUAUCGGAAGUUGUUGUAUGUACACAGCUCGGUUGAGACUCUACAGAAUUACAUCCCGACAUACGUCCUUCCUGAAGAAUAUGGAGGUACUGCUGGUAGUCUUGAGGAUUUCAAGAGAGAAUGGAUCAGAAAACUCGACAGUUAUACGGAUUGGUUCAAGGAGCACGAGAAUUUCAAGGCUGACGAAUCUAAGAGGCCUGGAAAACCCACAAAUUAUGACGAACUGUUCGGACUUGACGGCAGUUUCAGGCAACUGACAAUCGACUGAGAUCCUAUUGCUGAAGGAGUAAAUGAAAAAUGUAUUCGAGUGUAUUGAUAAAAUAGGGAGGAGAAUAAAUCUCGUUGUAUUGUUUGUUUUUUUUAACCCACAGUCUUUU
Messenger RNA from Coccinella septempunctata (seven-spotted ladybird), 1192 nucleotides. RefSeq names its product alpha-tocopherol transfer protein-like. Gene Ontology annotation, molecular function: phosphatidylinositol bisphosphate binding. Lineage: Eukaryota; Metazoa; Arthropoda; Insecta; Coleoptera; Coccinellidae. Bases 142 to 1083 code for a protein of 313 amino acids. The transcript is spliced from 5 exons. The record is from RefSeq and is a predicted model, not a curated record. Gene Ontology annotation, cellular component: membrane.